UCUUACAGCAGACUUCACCCGACAGCUGAUGUAGUCGCACACUCUCUCUUUCACCCCACAAGGCGCACUCUGCACCGAGCACUCCAGUCCUGAACGAGCUUGGAAGUUGGCGGUGCGAGAGUAGUCUGACUUUUGGAUAUCCACCACUGUGGGAAAAAGUGCACUUGUUUUGCGAGGAUAGUUGCCAUAUCCACCGUAGCUGCCUACCGGCAACGGUUUUAGCCUUCUGCGUUGAGAGCCCGUCCUUCAUUACAGUCAUGUCCGAGGUUCUGCCCUACGGCGAAGGGAAAAUGAGCGGAUACGGAGCUGACAACGAUGUCAGUCAAAUGUCCUUCAGCUGCGGGCUGCAGGACACCAACGCGUUCUUCGGAGCGUCGCAGGCGAAAAGACCUCCAAAACUUGGACAGAUCGGCAGAGCGAAGAGAGUGGUCAUCGAGGACGACCGAAUAGACGAGGUGCUGAAAGGCAUGACCGACAAAUCAUCACCGGGUGUUUAAACCCGAUCGAUGGCAUGCAGACAUUUCAAUUUUUUUCAAUCACCGAUUUGAAGCACUUGUCGGUUGUGCAUGUGAAGAAGAUUGCAAAGAGAUGGAGUGAUGAUGGCACGACGUGCAAACCAAGAGGGGUCUUCACAAAAGGGCAAAUGAAAGAAUGGAGAGAUGGAAUGAACGAGAUUUAUUUUCGGGGAUUUGCUGGCAAUCCUCCAAGAAACGACACCCAAAUGAAAGCUUUGAGAAAGAUGUUGCUGUGGCUGUGCUCUCUGUGGCUCUGCUCAUGUGAAUAGAGAUGGAUGGACAUGUCAUUAUUAUUCCACAACCAUCAUCUUCCAAAAGCGCUGUAAGCAAAACGAAGUUCAACCGAAGACUGAACCGCAUCUCAAGCUCUGUUAUUUUAUCUGUACAGUACUAUCUAAGCUCAAAGACCUUCCCCUUAACACACACACACACACACACACACCGUGAAGGCACGUUGAUGGGUCUGCCUUGAGCGUCGACUGCUGCUUUUAGAGACAUUGUAGACACAUACAAAGACAUUGAACUCCCAUAAAGAUAAUUGAACUUCUAUAGCCUACGUAUAUAUGCGGAUGGUGCAAUGUGAAUAUUUUCUUUCUCUCUUUUGCAUCAUGUUCUUUUUCCCCCAAAAUUUGAGAAUUUAUUAGCAUUCACAUGCCCACAGGCGUUGAAGCGUAUAGUCUUUGCGUUGUUUGGUGAUCUAUUGUUUUGCCCUCCACUGCAGCUGCUUUUGCGCUUCAUGCACCUGCGCCAAGGAUUCACAUCAUCAUUACAGCACAGAAGAAAAGUGUGCAUUACGCCCUAAUGUAAUUAACCAGACAUGAAGACGUCUCUCUUCCAUGCUUUCUAGUUUUAUAUCUUUUUUUCUUUUCUUCACCGUUGUGUCCAUCUCUUUGCAUGAACAUUCACUCCGGUGCCAACAAAGGUGCCACCAUGAAUCUUACCCUGGCACGCUUCUUUUGAAAAAAGUAAUAUUUGUAUUUUUAUAUCUAAAUAUUUGUUAUUUAAAUGAUAUGCUAGUAUGUUGUCUUAAAUUCAAGAAAAUCUUUAGACAGGGACGAGAGGAUUAUUCAGUUUGGUUAGGAUGUUUUUUUAAUUUUUUUUUUUAAAUGACUUACCAAAUGAAUGUUUCUCUGGUUUUUUUGCACACAUCCGUGUUGAACUACUGUUAGAUAUGGAAAUCGUAAACUGUGACUUGAGCUUCGUUGAUGAAUUUGUUAGAAAAUGGCGAUAUUAGAAAUCUACUGCACUUACGAAUAUCUUCAAAUAACAUGUUGUUAUUUGACAGGAUUUUGGACAUUUUUCUUUUUGAUUUGUAUUUUUAUUUUUUUUGUACCAUUAUUCUAAAGAAACUAACUAUGGUUUGUUGUGCAUGAAACCUUAAUACUUUUCAAUAAUGGAACAUCGUUUUAUUAAGCAAAAAAAGCUUCAAAAAAUGUCAUGACAUUCUAAGAAUGAAUCAUUGCAUAUUAAAAUACCAUUUUCACUGUAUUUGGUGAAUAAAUAAAUGGUGGAAGAACAUA
Molecule: messenger RNA, 2035 nt
Organism: Myxocyprinus asiaticus (Chinese sucker)
Lineage: Eukaryota; Metazoa; Chordata; Actinopteri; Cypriniformes; Catostomidae
Product: calcium/calmodulin-dependent protein kinase II inhibitor 2-like
Exons: 2
Coding region: 258-497 (79 amino acids)
Biological process (GO): negative regulation of protein kinase activity
Molecular function (GO): calcium-dependent protein kinase inhibitor activity; protein kinase binding
Source: RefSeq, a predicted model, not a curated record